AUGAAUGUCGUUGCUGAAGCGCUCAACGACCGGCUACCAGUGGAAUAUGCUUUCCGAUACACUGAUCUUUUACUAGAAGAAGCAAGGCAACGCGGUGACCCUAAUGUCGGCGAACACCAUGCAGAAACAAUAUAUGAUACUGUAAGAGCUCUUGUACAUCAGUUCGAGGAAAAGAUCAUGCUUUCAAUCGGUCAAACUGUCGGCGAAAUUAGCAAUGAAUUUUCUCAUGUAACAUCCAGGAGAAAUAAAUAUAGGAGCAUAUAUGAUAAUGCAACUGGAAAAGCACCUGCAGCUGGUCAUUGUACGUCAACGGCUUUUAGGAGGCAAAGCCUCAAGAAUUUUUACGAUGGGCAAUCAUUCGUUGGUGAUAUACCUUUAAAAAAUGCAUCCAGACGGUAUAUACUAAAGAAGGGAGAAGGGAGAUUGUCGAAGAAUAAUACAAAUCAGCGGAAUCGUGGACAAAGAGCUAAUGUAACAGCUACGGGAAACGCCAAGGCAGGGGUGGCCUCUAACACCACGUCGGCUUCCGCGCUAGACGUAAGACCGUCAAAAACUACAGGAAAUGCCCCUAAAUCGUCACAAACAUGCCAAUCAAAAGCUAUUCAACCGAAACAGCCUUUAAAAACAAACAAUAAGGAGACAUCGCAGGGUGUUGCUUGUACAUCGGCACCAAUUGUCGCUCAGGAAGUAAACAGAGACGACGAAAGGGAAAAAACGGUACAACCUCCGCCAUUCGAGGUCAAAACACUUGCAAGCAUCAGUAGUGCCAAUGAUACGCCGGAGCGCGGUAUAGACAGUGCAAAUGUCGUCGGCAAACGACAACGCAUGAUUUCACAAUCGAAACCGCCCGUCCGUGGAGCUACAAAAAAUUCCCGUGGAAGUUUCAAGAAUGCUAAAAGACCUGUCGAAGAUGAUGGAGGUUUCAAAACUGGGAUGGAUUUUUUGGCCAAGCGUUGUGAGGAUGGAGAGGCGCCUCCGGAAAUUGACAUAGAUAAGCUGAGGAAAACGUGUGGAUUGAGUCACCCACAAAAACAAAAUUCAAAUAAAACGAGCAUAUUCGCAGGUGAAGGUCGUAGUAACCAACAAACGGUAAUACCCGAACGAUAUAUGCCACUGGUUAGUGCAGACAUCACCGCCGAAAUUAUCAGUAUUGCCCUUGACAUGAGAGUGGAUGCUGGCAUGUACAACAUAACGGAGGAUGAAAUCGCAGGGCUAGACGAUGUCAAGAAGACACUUAAGGACAAAGUAGUACAACCUAUACUUAGGCCUGAACUGCAUACAGGGCUGCUUAGGGCUCCAAAAGGGUUAUUGCUGUUUGGCCCGCCUGGAACAGGGAAGACUACCCUUACGAAGUGGGUUGCAAAAAUCUCAGGGGCGACUUGUUUCGAAGUCUCCCCCAGCUCUAUAACCAGCAAGUACCAUGGGGAAACUGAAUCUAUAAUCAAAGCUCUAUUCAAAGUGGCCGACUUGGAUCAUCCGUCUAUCAUCUUCUUUGACGAAGUAGACGCACUACUCAGUAAGAGAACGGGAAAUGAACCCGAUCUUUCCAUCCGAAUGAAGAAUCAGUUGCUUCAAAUGAUGGACGGCUUACAUUGUAGCAAUAGCGAGGGAGUUGUGGUUGUCAUAGCUGCGACAAACCGACCCAUGAUGUUAGAUGACGCUGCUCUUAGGAGGUUUGCUAAACGUAUACUUAUCCCUCUACCUGACAGCUCCAUACGGAAAAAAUUUAUCUACGAUACGCUCCGAAAGAACUGGAAGGGUAAGUGUGAACUCACGGAUAAAGAAUUAGAAGAACUCGCGGCAUCCACAGAGGGAUGGAACGGCAGUGACCUGCUAGCUUUGUGUACUAAAGCGGCAGAGUACUCAUAUGAUGACACUGUGGAGGCUUAUGGAGGAAUAGAAAACGUCCCGGACGUUAGCGUCUUUAGGGAUAUAAUAAUGAACGAUUUUACUCGUGCCCUGCAGCGAGUACAUCCAUCUUAUGCCGCAAUGGAUCAUGCUUCUUUCGAAGAAUGGUACAGAAAACACGGUUCGCACUGA
Messenger RNA from Babesia sp. Xinjiang, 2040 nucleotides. It is a transcript of the gene fignl1, whose product is annotated as Fidgetin-like protein 1. The coding region runs from base 1 to 2040 and encodes 679 amino acids. The record is from RefSeq and is a predicted model, not a curated record. Gene Ontology annotation, molecular function: ATP binding; ATP hydrolysis activity. Lineage: Eukaryota; Apicomplexa; Aconoidasida; Piroplasmida; Babesiidae. The transcript is spliced from 2 exons.